AUGGGUAAAGCGCUGGAAGGUGUAAAACAAAACCCGCAGGGGAAAGCUCCUGUGUUGUGGAACAGCGUGUCCCAGACAGCAACACCAACUCAACAGCCAGCCUGCCAAGGGGUGCUCCCGAGUAACCAGCGACAGGAGCAGAAGAAAUGGCCUCAAGCUGCAUCAGGGGAGAGAAUGAAAGCAGUUCUGUAUGUCAAAGAAGCAAGGAUGAUCCACAGGAAUCCUGAAGCAAAGCAGGAAAGUGCCUUUGGGAAGUCCUCAACUGCCUUGCCAGUUGAACCAGGUCACAAGAGUCACCAAAGAUAUCCAAGUCUGUUGAAGGAGAUGUGUGUGUCUGUUAUGAGGGAUCUUGAGAGCAAUCACAGUUUUGCCAUCUUUGAAGAGAACAGUACUUAUUUACUUAAAUGCUAUCUAUUCACCCCUCCAGUAGGGGCAAAUUACCCUUUAUUUCCUCACCAGGAAAUAGAUCCCUGCUCAGGUUUUGUGAGUCCAGCAGCAGGUGCUGAACAGCAGCCCAAUGUUGGAAGAGCUAUUGAAUCCCUGGCAAACUACAGCAACAGAGAACUUCACCAUGUCCCCACCACAGGUGAGAGAGCCCAGCCUGACCACGGACACCUCCUGGGGGAAACCAGCCAGGACAGAAGGGGGAAGUCCAGAGCUUACAAAGGAGCUCCUUGGGAAAUGUUUUCUUCCAAAAUACAGCCUCCAAAAUCAAAAGGGGAGAUGUUGGAUGAUCCUAUUUCCCAGUAUUUCACAAAAAGACAAUACAAUUCCAAACCUAAAAUAAGCCAAAUUGUUGGAGACUUCUAGGACAGAUUUCAAACAAGAUCUUUUACCUCUCCACAGAGAUCUGGUGGUUUUGUAAGCCAAAGCUCUCAAACCUGUACAUCUCCUUUGCAUGUGGGCUGUGUUGGUGCAGUAAAUUUUGAAAGCAAUGCUGAUGUAGACUUAGUCCUACUUAACCAUGUUCAAACUUCCAAACCUCACUACACAAACACUGCACACACUCCAAAUAUUCCUGGAUACACUGGUGAGGUUCAUUGGUCAGCAACUCACCCAGCAAAUUCUAAUCUUCCAUCAACAUCCCCAUCAGUAAUUGCAGGAAUGCAUGGAUAG
Messenger RNA from Serinus canaria (Common canary), 1116 nucleotides. RefSeq names its product spermatogenesis associated 48 (gene SPMIP7). NCBI's taxonomy places the organism in Eukaryota, Metazoa, Chordata, Aves, Passeriformes, Fringillidae. The record is from RefSeq and is a predicted model, not a curated record.